AUGAACGCAACGCAGGUGAAGGUGAUGAAGGUUGGUGCAUGCUUCGGAGAGGCUGGCCUAUUGCAUGGAGCUCUCCGAAACGCGUCCAUUGUGGCAUCGGAGCAUUGUCAGUUGGGCGCCAUCAGCAAGAGCCUUUUUGAAGCUGAGUUGCGCGCGGCAUACCUCGCCCGGGAGCAGAAGAGAGCAAACUUCCUGCGGGAACACUUGCCAAAAACAUCGGUUGGCGGAGAUCAUGCACAGAUACUCGGCGGCUUCUUCUCAGAGCAUCAGGCUCACCGUGGAAAAGUGCUGUGCACUGCGGGCAAGCCCUGCGAUCGACUGAUGAUCAUCCGGGAUGGGCUUUGCAAAGUCCGCUCACGCCAAGACGGGCUUAUGCAGGAUGUUGGUGAAAUAGGGAAAGGCCAGUUUGUUGGCCUUUCGACCGUUGGAGCCAUCGAGACUGAGCCCUUUACCAUUGUUUGUGCCAGCUCGGAGGUGGGCCUUUUGCGUAUGGAUGCUGCUGACGUACGGACGCGCGUUCCUGCAGAUCUCAAAGAGGCAAUUUCCAGUGUGGGAACACAGAUGUUUUCUCGAAUGCAACGGCGUGCGGAUUUCUUGAAGGAGGCUCUGAUGACAUCUCUAGGGGAGCUCGAAUUGCAGGGUCUCCCAGAGCCAGCCAAGCCUUCCAGUCGCCUCCCCAGGGCACGCACGCCUCGAGACUCGGGCGGCGAGGUUAACGAAGCUCACAGGAGGCAGCUUCAGAGGCUGAUGGAGAAGCAGCAGCGCGAAUGGGAGGAUUUGGCAACAACAGCUGCUACGCAAUGGUCGCCGACUUUGUUUGCUGACAAGCAGAAGGAAAAGGAUCGGCUUAUCAGGCAGCUGCACAGCCGGGACACAAAGACUCACAGGCUUUUGCGCGAGAAUGCGACGUGGCAACAUGAGAAGCACUUGACACUGACUCGACCAGAGCUCCGGGAGAAGGUAAGCUGCCGCAAGAUCUCGGGCGAGAUCCGCGCUGGACUUUUCUUCCCUGGGGCAGUUCAAAAGCGUGGAAUGCAGCAAAUGCACCGCCUUGAUGCAGUUUGGCUCCCAUCAUCGCCAUACUCAGAGGUGCUGAAGCCUUCUAGGGUGGGCGCCAGCCUGGCGAGGGCACCAAGUCCAUCACCGGUGCUACAGCGGGUCAUGGCCGUGCCGCUCUCUCCCUCUCUGAGAUCUCCACAUCUUUGUGUGGAUGAAGAAGAUGAAGACGCAGUGCUUUGCUGCAUGCCGUUUCCUGCAGAGGGUGCGAAGAAUGAGACAUUUGAGGUGGAACCAGUCUUGGAGGACUGCGAUGCAACUCCUGCCAAAGCUUGCAGGGGCAAGGGGCAUGCGCCGCCGGCAAGGUCAAAGCAGGGAGAAGCAGACAACCGCCCCUUCUUCGUACUGCACGAGAAACAGUACUCCUGUGAGACGCUGCAGCAGGAAGCCAUGCUACCGUUUCGAUCCCGGGCUGCACCGCUUGCUGAGUCACAGGUGACUCAGAUAUCUGAUGAUACAGCCAAGGUUCCCCUGGACGUGACUCUGAAGCCUACGCCUCCUGUCACACGAGCUUCUUCUUCCCACGUCAGCACGGAGAAGCGCCGAAAGCUGCUGCGAUGUCAGAGAGGCCGAAAUGCAGGUCCAGUCCAAGUGCCAAAGGCGCGAAUUACGGCACCUGACACAGUGAAGGGCUUGGAGGGUCUCCAUAAGCUCUACAGCGAGAAGACGGGCACUCUGGGCCAGGAGGAGAUUGCUUUGCUGAUGCUCCGUCAGCAAGAGGAGGAAGUUUGGGAGCAGGAAUUAAACUUGACGUGGAGGCCUAGCCCACAGCCCUGA
This is a messenger RNA of Effrenium voratum, 1833 nucleotides long. NCBI's taxonomy places the organism in Eukaryota, Dinophyceae, Suessiales, Symbiodiniaceae. The record is from the annotation of a GenBank genome assembly.